Xiphophorus hellerii (green swordtail) is the source of this 7713-nucleotide messenger RNA. It is a transcript of the gene atad2b, whose product is annotated as ATPase family AAA domain containing 2B. Gene Ontology annotation, molecular function: histone binding; ATP binding; ATP hydrolysis activity. Gene Ontology annotation, cellular component: nucleus. The coding region runs from base 125 to 4465 and encodes 1446 amino acids. Gene Ontology annotation, biological process: transcription initiation-coupled chromatin remodeling; nucleosome disassembly; nucleosome assembly. The transcript has 28 exons. The record is from RefSeq and is a predicted model, not a curated record. NCBI's taxonomy places the organism in Eukaryota, Metazoa, Chordata, Actinopteri, Cyprinodontiformes, Poeciliidae.
UUGGGAGGGAGCAGAUAGACCGGGAGAUAGACAGGGAGAAAUGGCGCCUCGAUGCUGCGCUCACUGAGGCGGUGUUUGGAGCCGGCUGGAGAGAUUCGGUGAAGACAGUUCAAAGGAGAAAAACAUGGAGAACACGAGGAAGAGCCCCCGGACACGGAGCGGCGCCUUCAUCUCCUCCAGGACGCGAUCGUCAUCGAGGAAAGAGAGAAACUCAGAGGAACAUAAGGAGCCCAGCAGUGAUGCGAGCAGUCCCAACAGCCCACGGUUGGCACCCCCUGCCAAACGAACGCGCCGGCAGACGGCCUCCGAGCCAAGCUCCAGUGACACUUCGCCGUCCCCUCAGGCAAAGGGCCAGAGGGUCAGCUGGGGCUUGCCAACCUACCGCACCCGGCUGUCUUCUCGCAUAAUGCAAAACGGACACGCGCAAAGGAAUCACAGGAGCGAGGAGAGCGGAGGGGCCGAUCACUCCCGAAUGAACGGCCACGUGGAGCUGAAGAGGAGUUGCCGGGUGAGGAAGAGCCAAUUCCAGCACCUCAAUCAGAGCCUGCUGUUCGACCAGCUGGUCAACAGCACCGCCGAGGCCGUCCUGCAGGAAAUGGACAACAUCACCAGCAUCAGGCAGAACCGUGAGCUGGAGCGACUUCGCAUGUGGAACGGAGAAACGGAGGAGGAAAAUAUGGACAUGUAUUCUCGGGUGAAGCGCAGAAAAUCGAUGCGUAGGAGCACUUUCAACAUGCCUGCGCACCACAAAGUCAUGAGCAAGGAUGAGGAAGAAGAGGAGGAGGAAGAAGGGACGGAAGAGUCGAACGGCGAAGAGGAGGAGGAGGAAGACGCAGAGGAUGACGACGAAGACGACGAAGGGGAUGAAGCUGAGGAGGCCGGGGAGGAAAACGAUAGGCCGUACAACCUGAGGCAGCGGAAGACGGUGCAAAGAUACGAAGCGCCACCGAUCGAGCCUGUGAACAGAAAACAGAGCAACCCGUCGCUUUUUGACACCCACAGAUCCCCAGCAAGAAGAAGCCAUAUUAGAGUGAAGAAACAUGCCAUCCACAGCAGUGACACCACCUCAUCAUCUGAUGAAGAACGCUUUGAGCGAAGGAAAAGCAAGAGCAUGACUCGGGCCAGGAACAGAUGUUUACCCAUAAACCUGACGCCUGACAGCUUGUCCAGCGGUGUGCUGCGGGACAGGGUUAAAGUGGGCACCAGCUUGGCUGAUGUGGACCCCAUGAACCUUGAUAAUUCGGUGAGGUUUGACAAUGUGGGUGGCCUCAGCAAUCACAUUCAGUCUCUGAAGGAGAUGGUGGUGUUCCCUCUGCUCUAUCCUGAGGUCUUUGAAAAAUUUAAGAUUCAGCCUCCCAGAGGGUGUUUGUUCUACGGACCCCCAGGAACAGGAAAGACUCUGGUUGCGCGGGCUCUUGCCAACGAGUGCAGUCAGGGAGAUAGGAAGGUCGCUUUUUUCAUGAGGAAAGGAGCCGACUGCCUCAGCAAAUGGGUCGGAGAAUCAGAACGGCAGCUACGCCUCCUCUUUGAUCAGGCUUACCUGAUGAGGCCAUCAAUUAUUUUCUUCGAUGAGAUCGAUGGUUUGGCUCCGGUUCGCUCCAGCAGGCAAGACCAGAUACACAGCUCUAUUGUCUCCACGCUCUUGGCCUUAAUGGACGGCCUGGACAGUCGCGGGGAGAUAGUUGUCGUUGGUGCUACAAACAGACUCGACUCUAUCGACCCGGCACUCAGGAGGCCUGGACGCUUUGACCGGGAGUUUCUCUUCAGCUUGCCAGACAAGAAGGCCAGAAAGCAGAUUCUGGAGAUCCACACGCGGGACUGGGACCCCAAACUAUCUGAGCCAUUUCUGAAUGAACUUGCAGAAAAAUGUGUCGGCUAUUGUGGUGCUGACAUCAAAGCACUUUGCACAGAGGCAGCCUUGAUGGCGUUGCGCCGCCGAUACCCGCAGAUCUACGGCAGCAGUGUCAAACUGAAGCUGGACGUGGCGUCCAUCGUCCUUGGGCCCGGCGACUUCAGCAAGGCAAUGAGGACGAUUGUCCCGGCCUCCCAGAGGGCCCUGGCUCCCGCGGGCCGGGCCCUGUCCCCCACCCUCAGGCCCCUGUUGGGCUGCUCCUUCUCCUCGGUGCUGAAAACUCUUCUGAGAGUCUUCCCCCACGCUCAGUGUACUGACAGGGACAACCUGCACGCCGGUGACAAUCAACUGCUGGAAGAGGAGUUUUACAGCGACGACGACAAUGAGGAUGGCUCCGCCUCCAUUUACGAAGUUCCGCCUUCUGCAUGCCCAAAGAGUCACCUCUCCUCUUCUGCAAUGCACAGACCCUUCCUCCACUUCUCCUCCUCUUCACUUCAGCACCCCACAGCGUACCGGCCCCGCCUGCUGCUGGCAGGGGCCCCGGGUUCUGGACAAAGCUCCCACUUGGCUCCUGCCUUGCUCCACCACCUAGACAAACUACCAGUGCACCGCCUGGACUUGCCCACCUUGUACUCCGUCAGCGCCAAGACGCCGGAGGAGUCCUGCGCUCAGGUUUUCCGUGAGGCCCGUCGAAGUGUUCCCAGCGUGGUGUACAUGCCUCAUAUCUCAGAGUGGUGGGACACGGUGAGCGACACUGUGAAGAGCACCUUCCUCACCCUGCUGAACGAUGUGCCCUCCUUCAGCCCGGUCCUCAUCCUCGCAACCGCCGAGACUCAGUACUCCAAGCUGUCAGAGGAGGUAAAAAGUAUAUUUCAGAGGACCUACGGGGAGGUGGUAUCGCUGUGCCCUCCAGGAGAUCAGGAGAGGAGGAGCUUUUUCUCUGAUUUGCUGCUGGUUCAGGCAGCCAGGCCUCCUCCUCGACCCAGGAACUCAGAGAGGUGCGAAGAGGUGCUAGCAGUGGCAGAGACGCCGGCCCCUCGGGUCCUAUCGGCGGAGGAACAGCGCCGCCUAGCUGAACAGGAAGACAACACGUUACGGGAGCUCAGGCUCUUUCUCAGGGACGUGACUAAGCGCCUGGCCACCGACAAACGGUUCAGCAUUUUUAGCAAGCCGGUUGACAUCGAGGAGGUGUCGGACUACCUGGAGGUGAUUAGGCAGCCCAUGGACCUGUCCACUGUCAUGACCAAGAUCGACACCCAUCAGUACUUGACAGCCAAGGACUUCCUGGCGGACAUUGACCUCAUCAGCAGCAACGCUUUAGAAUACAAUCCCGACAAGGAUCCUGGAGACAAGGUGAUCAGGCACAGAGCGUGCAGCCUGAAGGACACAGCCCAUGCUAUUUUUGCAGCCGAGCUGGACCCCGAGUUCGACCGAAUGUGUGAAGAGAUUAAAGAGGCGCGCAAAAAGAGGGACUUCCAGACUGUGGGUCAGCCUACCUCAGCUCCUGGUGCUUUACCAACUCGAAAACAGCAUCCUGCAGGAGACGAGCAGGCCAAGACGAACUCCCAAGGCGAGGCCGCUUUCAAACACUGCACUGCCAAUCAUCUGAAGAGGAAGAUUUGCAGGCGGCCAUCUUGGAAGCGCGGCAUCAUACGCAAGAAGAAAAAUUACAAGAAAGGAACAGAGGAGGAGGAAGAGGAGGCGGAGGCGGAAGCCACCGUUCCCAGCGACUCGUGUUUGACACAGGACGAGGAAUCGUCGUGUGACACUCCAGGUCCCCAAGCCAACGGGCAUCAUCCGCACGGCCCGUCCACAGAAGAGGAAAGCUCCAACGAACCCCCCAUUGUGGCUGAAGGCAGAAAGGAUGCAAAGCCCAAAGAGGAGGAGGCGACGGCGGCCAAAGAAGGACAAGCUGAGACCCCAGAGAAACGCACAGAACAACGCUGCCUCUGUGGCACUCCUCUGCCCAACUCGGACGAGGGUAGUCCGGCCAGGCGGGCCGACUUCCAGCCUUUGAUGGAAACACUCAAGUCGUCGAAUGCUCAGGUCCAGCCUAAACAUGCGGAGGGUCUCCGGGUUUCACGAGUGGACUGCGUGAAUGGGACGGAGUCGAUGGACAGCGUAGACUUACAUAGCCUCAAGAGGAGCAACGAGGCCGACACAAGGACUCCUCCGAGCUCGGCUGAAGGCUGUAAUAAGCCAGAACAGGAAGAGCACAAAGACAUAAAUGUGAGUAAGCAAACUCAGGAGCAGCAUCCCCUGGAUGGCGACGCAGUUACACAGACUGUUGAGGAGGAUCAAGGGAAAGAAGAUGGUUCCCGAGAAAAGACGAGCAAGUGCAGCACGUCGGAGCCGCUGAAGUUAUCAGCCGGGAGGAUGGAGGAAGAGGCGGAACCGGCCCCUACUUAUCCUCCGGUGGUGGUGGACCACCAGCGACUUCUGGUUCUGCUGAGUUUGGUGGUAAAGAAGAGUGAGGGCUACAGCGUGGAGCAGCUGGAGAGACUCUACUCCCUCCUUAGCCAGUGUAUCUAUCGGCACCGCAGAGAAUACGACAAGACCCGGCUGCUGCAGGAGAUGGAGGAGAGAAUCCAGCAUUUUGAUACAUUCCUGUGAGGUGGAGAGAAGAAACUUUUCAGGUAGAUCCUGAUCCGCCUGGGACCACAAAGACUCACAAACCAACAAAAAAUAAAUAUAUAUAUGAAAAAAAAAAACAGAAAACACUCACAUACUCACGAAUCAAUCCCGAUUUGUGAGGAUGAGGACAUUCAUUGGUGCUAUCGUCUCAGGAACCUAGCCAUAUCCACAUCCAUUCAACACACACAAACACACCCACACACAAAACACACACCCACAGUGAUGGGCAACCCUGGUGCUACUCGGGUGCUAUCCUAAUAUCCAUGCUGCUCUUGGGAAAACUUCUCAACUCACUUAAAAAAAAACAAAUCGGGUGACGUCUCAUCGCAACCUGAACGCUUCUCUCCACACAGCCGGCAGCUCGUACACACACACACACACCCCCACACACACGCCAACCUAACGAGACCCUCACCAGCAAAAGUGUCAAUGCGGAGCGCUGCGUCGUAGAGGACCGACCGCGUCCUGAAUCACUGUUGCAGCCCCCUCCUCUUUACCUUAACGGGGGAGGAACUCCUCGCCGUACAGGCCAGUUAUCGCCGCGCUAUUACGCUGCCGAGUCUUUCUGCCGUUUCAGCCGCUUGAGCCGCUCGAUAUCUGAGCCAGAGGCGGGGGAAACGCCCUCUCCCCAACCCCCACCCGAACAAAAAGCUCGCAGAGAGAUUGGUUAGGUGAUGAGGUUGGCACAGCAGGACCGGGAGCAAUCAUGUCCUGUUCAUUAUAGCGGUCAUCUGGUGUGGAAAGAUGACCGCUAUAAUGCCAAGUGUUAUUCCCCCCCCCCCCCAGAGACCUCCAAGGGUUUUGAAUUAGUGGGUUUAUAAAGGAGACGGACCUCCUUAUGAGUUUAGUUUCAGCAGAUAGUUCCUGUCCUGAAUAGCUUCACAGUUUGAAUGUUUCUGUGGGCUCAAAUUUCGGGCCUAAAAUAUUCUGCUCUUUCAAAUUACAUUAUAUAUCCUUCUACAAGAAAAUGGCUGUUGGGGGGGGAUAGUAUAUGUGAUUCAGUUUUGUGAAACUGAUCAGAUGAGUAAAACUCAGCUGCUCUCUGCGUGCGCCUUUGAAGUUUACGCUUUAAGCUGAUCCUGAUUGGACGGUGGUCGCGUAAAAUGACCAAUCAGAAGAGAUGAGAGUAGACACUGUUUACUUUUCCUGCUGUUUAUAGAGCUUUUAGUUUUCUCCAAUUGUGUAACGCAACACGACGACACCCCUCAAUAUUUUCUUGCUCCACACAAACAAAAGUUUUACCUGCAUAGAAAUAUUUCCGGUUGCGAAAAACCUUAUCAGUAAAAGUUUGCCGGCUUUAUUGGAACUGUAGUCAAUAUCCUUUUAGCUUUUCUUGGUUCAGGAAGUUUUCCUGGCGCUUAUCUCACACCACCUGCUAGCAACGAAUAAUAAUAAUACUCGGAUUACAAAUCAUUACAAAUCAACAUUUCAGUGUAGGUAGAAAUGCCAUUUUGGAUUCUGAAUUACAUUUUUUAUGAAGUAUGUACUGUCUCCAAACAAAGCAAUUUGCUGAUUGGUUACUUGGUGUAUAAAAUAUUUGCCAAAAUCUGCACUUUAAACUUAAAGAGGCCCAUGCAGAGGGCAGCUGACUUUUCUACAGAGGUUCAAAGGUGCCAGAAUUGUAUAAAUAUUUUGUAAAAAAAAAAAAACGGAAAAGUGAUCAAAUCUAUAAUUAUUAAAUUGUUUUGAUAAAGAUGUUUAUGAAACACAUCUGUUUGCGCUUGAGUUAAAACGGUUCUGGUCGAUUUUAAUCUGAAGAGGAUGUUCUUGUACAAUGUGACCAAGCACAUGUUGAGGCCUGUUUUGAUGAGUCACAGUUAUACAGCAUGAUGCACUGCAACACGGGAGCCAUGUGAGAAACGGUUUAAACUAAAUAAUGCUUUUACCGUACAAAUUCCAAGUAUUUCAAUGUAGUUAUUGAACAAAGGCAAAAAAAUGUAGUCGUUUCUAAAACGUACUUUUUGUGCAAAAGGAUGUUGACAAAAUUGAAUCACACCUUCAUUUCCCAGGCACGCUAAGAUGUAAAAGUACAAAAUAUUUAGGCCAAAUUUAAACCCAUAUGUUUCCCUUCUCUUUAGCUUUGCCCACUCCCACCCAAUAUACCCCUCCCCCCCAUCGAUUGUACCCACCAACACCCCUGACUUGAGGACCUGGAAGGACAGAUAGGAAGGCGACUUGUAGGUUGCACUGCCUAGUGUGUGCCUUAUUUUAAACCCUGAUGGAACAGAUUCAGUUUAGUUUUAGACGUGGAGGGUCUUAACCAUGGAUAGUCUAUAAAGGUAUAAACUAAAGACUGAAUAAAACAUGUUAGUUUUAACUGUGACCUGAGCGACAGAGAUGGGAUUUAAAAAAAAAAAGACCCAGAGGAACUCCCCUGAUGCGUCUGCGACACUUGAAGUUUCGUUCCUGCGUUUCGAGGAAUUCACGUCUUAUCAGGCCCCGGGGCCAGCCGGCCGAGGUUGGCCUCCACCUGUAACGAGUUUGUCUUUUAUAUGCAAGAAUCAAACGGCGCGAGUCCGAGGAUUUUGUUGUGCCAACCGUUCUCCCGCUCCCUCCAAUGGUGCUGACACGACGGCGCCUGUUCGCUAGCCGUCUGUUUUAAACUCAACAUACUCGGUGGUCAUUACCGUCUGUUUUUUUUUUAAAAAUUUUUUUUAAUGUGUUUUGUUACCUUUUAUUUGUUCUUUUUAUAUAAAAAAAAGAGUUUUCUUUGCUUGAAUUGAGAUUGUUUUUGCAUGCAUGGGGAAUUCAUAAUGAACAAGGCCAUUCUAGGCAGUGCCCACCCCUCUUUACUUACAGUGUGCUACAUGAUUUAGCUUCUUCUUCUUUUCUAUCAGCAGAUUAGAGAAGCUGGAUUCUCAUCUCUGGCCGUCGCAGUAAAAGUUUUCUUCUUUCUGUGGUAAAUUAAGGUGCUUACUGGAGCUUUAUAAAGGUUUAUCGGUGUUCUCAUGCUUUUUUAAAGAUGUUCUGAGCAGGUGUGGACUGGAGAAAGCCUCCCCUCUAUCCUCCAUUUCUUUCUUUUUUUUUUUCCCUCAAAGCAAUCCUCGAACCUCUCGGGUCAGCUCUAACUCAAGCUCACGUCUGCCUUUUUCCCCCUCUAACUCUUGGUGACGAAAGCAAAGACGGUAUGCAAAACUGGCGAUGACAGGUUAGUACUUGGACUACUGCGGAGAGGGUGGGAAAAAAAACAAAAAAAACAAUGCUACCUCAGCUUAAUUUAUUUUAAA